AUGUUAUUCGUUCUCCCCCGUCUCUCUCGUCAAGUUCAUUAUACUGGAACGUUGCUCGACGGGACUCAGUUUGAUUCAAGUCGUGAUAGGGAAACGCCAUUUAAGUUCACUCUCGGUCAAGGGAUGGGAUCUGGGUAUCAAGAUGAUGAAGUGGAGUUUAAAGUAGAAGAUGGCCAUUUCUGCCCGGCUCUGGCGAAGGCUGUAAAAACAAUGAAGAAAGGGGAAAAAUUCAUCCAUACAGUUAAACCAGAAUGUAAGUUUACUGAAAAGCUUUGCACCAAGGUGUUGGAACUGUUGGAACUUGAGAGUACAAAUGUUUCCUUUGCAAGUCUUUGGUCAUCGUGAUGUUAUUUUGAUUAGGGAUGAGAUGCAAAUGAUCUAAAGCAGAGUUUUAUCUUAUUUAUAGAUUCAUGGCAGAUCAGGAUGACCAGAGAGCCAUUUGCCAAGACAUAUUUUUGUUGUUUUUGCUGCUGUUGAUUGUUGUUAUUGCUGUUUUGUGUUGUUGCUGUUUUUGUUUUGAGUUGUUGCUGUUUUGUGAUUAUUUUUGUAGUUUGUUUUUUUGAGACUAUUUCUGUAGUUUGCUGUUUUUGUUUUGAUCUGUUUUGUUCUUUUGUACCUUAUUAUUUUUGUCAUAUUUACUUGCUAAAUUCCAUUUGUUGCUGUUUUGUUGUUUU
This is a messenger RNA of Lactuca virosa, 674 nucleotides long. NCBI's taxonomy places the organism in Eukaryota, Viridiplantae, Streptophyta, Magnoliopsida, Asterales, Asteraceae. The record is from the annotation of a GenBank genome assembly.